Molecule: messenger RNA, 2020 nt
Organism: Tilletiaria anomala UBC 951
Lineage: Eukaryota; Fungi; Basidiomycota; Exobasidiomycetes; Georgefischeriales; Tilletiariaceae
Product: putative ADE17-5-aminoimidazole-4-carboxamide ribotide transformylase
Exons: 3
Coding region: 155-1966 (603 amino acids)
Biological process (GO): 'de novo' IMP biosynthetic process
Cellular component (GO): cytosol
Molecular function (GO): IMP cyclohydrolase activity; phosphoribosylaminoimidazolecarboxamide formyltransferase activity
Source: RefSeq, a predicted model, not a curated record
CCAGAGUCCGCAACGUCGUUCGCAUGCAGGCCGCACCUUCGGGCAGGCAUAAGAUCUUUGUGCAUAGCUGAUCCUACUGGACAUCGCAAGACUGGCACCUAGUGGCAGCGUAAUUGAGAAGAAGAAACAGCACCAAAAAUACUCCUCGCUCACCAUGGCCGCCACGAACCAACAAGUGACUGCGAUCCUGUCGGUCUACGACAAGACCGGCCUGCUCGACCUCGCCAAGGGCCUCGCAGCCAAAGGCGUCCGUCUGCUAGGCAGCGGCGGCACGGCCAAGAUGGUCCGUGAGGCUGGCUUGCAGAUCGGGGACGUGUCGGACAUCACAAAGGCACCUGAAAUCCUUGGGGGCCGUGUCAAGACACUGCACCCCGCUGUGCACGGCGGCAUCUUGGCCCAGACGUCCAAGUCUUCCGAUCAGCAGGACCUCGCCGCGCAAUCGAUCGACCCGAUCGACAUUGUCGUCUGCAACCUAUAUCCCUUCGAAGACACGAUCGCCCAGCAGCCAGAGCCAACCAUCGCUCAGGCAGUGGAGGAGGUGGACAUUGGUGGCGUGACGCUCCUGCGUGCUGCUGCCAAGAACCACGAGCGAGUGUACGUCUUGAGCGACCCGAAGGAUUACGCCGGCUUCCUGGAGAAGUUUGGGUCUGGCAACGUGAAGGAUAGCCAGGCUUUCAGAAAUCAGCUGGCUCUCAAGGCGUUCUCGCAUACUGCACACUAUGACACUGCCAUCUCGGAUUACUUCCGGAAGCAAUAUGCGUCCAAGCAGCCCCCCGUCCAGCAGCUCACGUUGCGCUAUGGUGCCAACCCCCAUCAAAAACCCGCACAGGCUUUCGUUACAGAGGGAGAGAUGCCAGUCAAGGCACUCUGCGGCUCCCCCGGAUACAUCAACUUUCUGGACAGCUUGAACGCUUGGGGUCUCGUCAAGGAACUCUCGCAAGCGACAGGCCUCCCUGCUGCCGCUUCGUUUAAGCACGUCUCACCCGCUGGCGCAGCGGUCGGCGUGCCGCUCAGCAAUGCAGAGGCCAAGGCGUCCUUUGUUGACGACCUCGGCGAGCUAUCUGGCAUCGCGAGCGCGUAUGCUCGCGCACGCGGUGCCGACCGGAUGAGCUCGUUUGGCGAUUUCAUUGGCCUGAGCCACGUUUGCGACGCCCAGACGGCCAAGAUUAUUGGACGGGAAGUCAGCGAUGGCGUCAUCGCGCCAGGGUACGAGCCCGCAGCGCUCGAGAUCCUGUCCAAGAAGAAGGGCGGCAAGUACUGCGUGCUGCAGAUGGACCCGAACUACGAGCCUCAUCUGCAGGAGACGCGCCAGGUCUACGGCAUCUCGCUGCAGCAACGCCGAAACGAUGCCAAGAUCGAUGAGACUCUUUUCACGAAUGUCGUCUCGGAGAAAAAGGAGAUCCCCAAGCAGGCGUUGCUCGACCUAACGGUCGCGACGCUCGCGCUCAAGUACACGCAGUCCAACUCCGUGUGCUACGCGCUCAACGGGCAGGUCAUUGGCCUCGGCGCAGGGCAGCAGUCGCGCAUCCACUGCACGCGACUCGCCGGCAGCAAGGCGGACAACUGGUGGCUGCGGCAGCACCCGCGCGUGCUCUCGCUGCCUUUCAAGAAAGGCACCAAGCGGCCAGAGAAGAGCAAUGCGAUCGACCUCUUCGUCGAGGGCAUCGUCGAUGGCGAGGACAUGGUUGCCAUGCAGGAACGCAAGGAGUGGGAAGCCGCGUUCGAGUCGGUCCCGCAGGCGCUCAGCGCGCAGGAGAGGAAACAGCAUGCGGCGCAGCUUACUGGCGUCGCGUGCGCUUCGGACGCCUUCUUCCCAUUCCCGGACAACAUCUACCGCGCAGCUCGCAGCGGCGUCAGCUAUAUUGCUGCGCCUGGCGGGAGCGUCAUGGACGACGCAUGCAUCCAGGCUGCCAACGCGCAGGGCAUCGUCGUCGCUCGAACCGAGCUGCGGCUCUUCCACCACUGAGCGCGCCCAACGUGUCCAUAGAUUUUACUCUUCGAAUACAGGUGUACCCUACAA